AUGAAAACGAAACUAGACGAAGAUGCUGAAUUAAAACCUGAAUCAGAAACAUCUCGGAAAAAAAAUACCAGAAGCGCAAGAGAACAAAUAAAAGAAACAAGAAAAAAGAAAGAAAUCAAAACGAUCAUUGAAACUGAUUCCGAAAUGAGCACAGUAGGUGAAGUAAGUAGGGGAGAAAAAGAUAGUGAAGAAAACGAAGCAGUUGUCAGGUCAAGUGAAACAUCUGAGCCACCUAGUGACGAUAAGCAAGGAAAAAGAAAGAAAAAAGUGACGAAAUCAGAAGAGAAACAAAGUGAGGAGAAAGGAAAGAAGAGAAGGGGAAGUAAAUCGUCCCCGAAGGAUGAUGAUAAGAACAUCGAAAAGCUAGUUGAUCAAAUCAAAGUGGAAAAUGAAAUGAAUAAAACAAAACAAAGGUUGAAAAAAGAAAAGAAGUUAGAUGAUCAGUAUCAAAAGGAAGGAAACAAGAGUGAAGCAGACGAAUUUCUGGAACACAAUGGUGAAAAAGAAAAGAAUGAGAUCGAGACAGUGAAAGUAGUAGAUAAUCAAUUUACAAUAGAUGUUAACAAUUCAGAAAGCACAGAAUCUCAAAAUAAACAAAAUUUGAUUGAUCAGGAAACGAACAAGAGAAAUGAUGAAACUGGUCAAGAGACUAGUAAGCAGACGAAAGAUGACGAAAAGAUAGGAAUUGAUAAAAUUGAAUCUAUUGUUAGUACAGAAUAUUCAACAGAAAAUCAAGUGAACAACAAACCAGAAUCAUUUGAAGAUUUUCAACAAAUUAUUACGGAAUCAGUUCAGAAGCCACAACGUAGAGAAAGUAAAACAAAAAAGCAUGGAAAAGAUACAAAAAAGAAUAGAUCAGUCACUGACACUACUACUACAGGAAAUGAUGAAGACUUAACUAAAGAUUACAUCAAAAAUAAACAGAAAAACGAACCGAAAACACAGAUGAACCUGGUUGAAGUAGAAAUUGGCAAAAACAGUCAGGAAGUACUUGAUACGAUAUCAACAACUGAUGCCUUACAGAAUGAAGCGGAAAGUAAGGAAAAACAACGAAAAGAGGAAAAGAAAAAGAAAAGAGAAAAAUCGAAAAAUGUUGAUUGGGAAAAUGACGACAAUUAUGUUAGCACUAGGAGGCAAUCAAUGGUCAGUGAGCAAGAUUCAAACAAAACAGAACUGAUUGAGGAUCAGAAACAAGUAGAAAAACGUAAGAAGCAUCGAGAAUCAACUACAGAAGUUGGUAAAAAUGAUGUAGAGUUUGAAUCAUUAAAAGGUGAAGAAAAAUAUAUGGAAACUAACGGUAUGAAUGAUGACCAAAGUAAAGAGGAAAAACCUAAAGAACAACAUAAAUGCAUAAAAGCAGAUGAUAAUAAAAAAGAAAAAAAUGAAAAUGAGAAUAAAAAUGAAAAAAUUUUUUCUAAAAAAUUAUUAUCCAAAUAUAUUUGUAAACAAAGUGAAACAAUGAAAUUAGCAGUUGAAUUAAAAAAUAAUAUUUUUGUGCAAAAUUUUCAAUGGUUAUUCAAUAAAAAAAUUAUUGAUCCUGAAUCAACUGUCGAUUUUGUUGUGUGGCAAACAGGUAAUUGGAUUGCAUUGACAAUACCAUAUGUUAGACCAGAUUUAACUGGAACUUAUACACUACAUAUUGUUACUCCAUCUGGUGAAUAUUAUACGACAGGUGAUCUGUCAGUGAAUGGACAAAAAUUACAAUUGACACCAUAUAUCCCAUCACAAGUAGAAGGACUUAUACCAUUAUUUACCAAGAAACUUCAAGAUUACACCGCUGAAGUGAAUGAAACAGUUAGACUUAGUGGACGUUUAGUAGCUGAGCCGCCUGCCAUAGUUAUUUGGAAACAUAAUGGUAUUCCAAUAGAAAACAACAAAAGAAUUGAAAUCUAUAAUGAUAAUAUUAAUCCAUCACUUGUUAUAUAUAAUGUCAAAGAUGAAGAUUACGGUGAAUAUGUAUGUUCUGCAUCAAAUGUACUUGGUCAAACUGAAACGAAAGCAUUUCUAUACAUACAAAGUAAUUUAUAUGAACUUAAUAGUUAUGAACAUGAUACAGUUGAAUCACCAGAGUCUACAGCUAGACCGACACGGUGCUCAGUUUUACCGUUAAGAGUAAAUAAUAUUGAACAACUUGAAAUAAACGAUGAUGGUUUCAAGAUUGCCUGGGAUCCAUUAAAUGAACAAGUGACAUAUAAUGUGGAAAUUAGUAAUGAUGCAGGUAGAUGGUGGAAACCUGUACUAACCAACUUACACGAAGUUUCAGCUUACAUUUCAAACGACAUUGCGUGUCCUUUGAAUCCUGUACAAGUAAGGGUAGUAGCUGAAAAUGAAUUUGGUCUUGGACCUCUAUGUUUCCCGGUACUUCGUUUACCUAUACGAGCUUGUCUUCCUCACAUGCAAGCAGUUAAGCCAGAAAUUGAAUUUGAAGAAGCAACAGCAAUUAAAAUUCGAUGGUGUCCGGCAGUGCCUGCACUUACACCAAACCAACUGCACAAGAAUGUUAUGUUAAAUCCAUCGCAAUUACUUGGUAAAGUAACUUAUGCAGUUGAGAUUAGGGAAGGAUCUCAAUCAGAAUGGCGUAGAGUGGCAAGCGAUAUCCCAUUUCGAUCCUACAUUUAUCACUUACGACCUGGUAUCAGUUCUGCUAUACGCAUUGUAGCGAAAAACAGAUAUGGAGAGUCCUGUCCCACUCCGAUGGCAAUAGUCCAGCUCGAUCCUAAUUCAUUAAUUCCCGAAUUAUCAUUAGAUCCUCCAUGGAUAGCAAUACACUACCCAGGAGAUAGCAUCACAAGAAAGAAGAGUAAUAUCCGACUACUAUGGAAACCUGCAUAUAUGCCAGAGUUCUGUACCAGUUGUAUAAAAGGACUAAAACCUUUGUACCGAAUUGAAUGGAGGCGUGGACUAUCUGGACAUUGGAAUGAUUUGGCUUGUGACAUUAGUGAAUGCGAGACGGGUUAUCCUCUUCCAAGAGAACUUGUCGAAUCCGUGAUUAAGGAAACUCAUAUGGGAAAUGACUUGUCUUUUAACGCUAUCAAUUCUAAUAGCUCCAUCGAGUUUCGGAUAUUUUCUUAUAAUGAAUUCGGUGAAAGUGGGCCGACUAAAAGCUACAGAUUGAAAGCGUCUCAGAUAUCUAGAGGUCAAGAUUGUCGGAAAAGUAGCCAUAUAUCGGAUAAACUAAAUGAGAGUGAUCAAUAUGACUAUAUAAGUCUUCUGAAUAAACUGCCGAUUAUUUCACCCAGUAAGAUACCGAGACGAGGGGUUCAAAUGACGUCAGUUGUUCCUAAACAUGGUGUCACGCUCAAGUGGGAUCCUUGUACAAGUUCAGAUGUAAAUCAAAAUUCUGAUGAUCAUUAUAACUUACAUGGUCGCUAUCGAAUUCAGCGUAAAACUUUAAAUGACGUUGACAGUAAUUCUUCGCCUGAUAUGUCCAACUGGACAGUAGUUUGUAGAGAAGAUGAUCUAAUUCAUGGAGAACAACAUGUUCUUGAUGUGAAACCAGGUAAAACAGAACAAUUUGUUAGGAUUCUAAGCUUACAGGAAGAUAAAGAAGGCAAUUUAAAUUGGUUGGAUACCCAUGAAAUUCUUCGUAUACCAGCGUUAUAUGAAAUAUGCCCUCCAGCACCAUUAGACAUAGAGGUAAAAUUGACACCCCCAGUUGAAACACCAGGUUCUGCAGGAGUUCGUGUCACCUGGACACCUCCCAACUUUGAAUUUCCAUUGAACGACGAUUAUUUAAGACAGAUUAAAAAUCAUGCUCAAAUCGACUAUAGAAUAGAAGCUCGUACAACCUUGAGUGAUUUAGCACCUUGGAGACAGAUUGGUCUUGUAUCUGGAUUAUUAGGUAAGGUAGAUGACCAUAAAGCUGAACCCGGUUCACAACUUAUUUAUCGAGUAACGCCCGUUAAUCAAUUUGGCGAAGGUCCAAGUUCAAUUUCUUAUCCAAUCAAACUUCCACUUUUGUUAACAACUUUAGAAAGAUGUAUUGAAGAUUCUCGUUUUCUGAUACUUGGAUCAAAUACAAUUCAAUUGCGUUGGCGUUUAGGUGAUACAGUGAUUGAUGCAUUAGGAUUUCGAAGAAAUCCAAAUCCAUCAUACAAUAUAACAAGUCAUUUAAAUACAGAUGAAUCAGCUGAAAUAUGUGAACGUGUAAAAUUUUCUAUUGAAAGACGAGAUGGUUAUGCUGGUGAUUGGUAUCCUAUUAAAGAACAAAUCAAUGGAAAUCUUCAUAACAAAAUUACAUUAUCAAAUUUCGACUAUUUAGAUAAAGAAAUUGCUUGUCGAAUAGUUGCAAAUGUGGACGGUCAACAAACUAAACCUAGUCGACCUAUCAAUAUAAGUAUUAAAACAGUUCCAGAUUUCUCAGCUUUUAAACCACAUUUUAAUGUUACAUCAGUUGAGGAAUAUUUGAUAUCAUGGGAUGAUCCUGAUGUACAAUCAUUGUAUACAAGUCAUAUUUUGAAUUUAUCAAUACCACAAGUGUUACAAAAAGACACUACUUAUGCUAUUCAAAUUCAACAUGAAGGUUCAUUUGAAUGGACAACAAUAGCUUCUAAUCUAGAUACAAACCAAUGGACAUGGAUUCAUCAAAAUCCAUUGAUUGGGUAUCAUGUUCGUAUUCUACCAUCGAAUCAAUUCGGUAUUGGGCAUCCAACAAGAAAUGUGUUAAUACCACCACAAGUUAGUAAGUAA
Messenger RNA from Schistosoma rodhaini, 4689 nucleotides. Lineage: Eukaryota; Metazoa; Platyhelminthes; Trematoda; Strigeidida; Schistosomatidae. The record is from the annotation of a GenBank genome assembly.